Messenger RNA from Diabrotica balteata, 6313 nucleotides. Lineage: Eukaryota; Metazoa; Arthropoda; Insecta; Coleoptera; Chrysomelidae. The record is from the annotation of a GenBank genome assembly.
AAUCUUCUGGCGUCUACUGUUUAGAGCAAUUAAAAUAGUUUUUAGUAAUUUAUUAUAACUGAACUUUUAUAUUUUAGCAAAAUAGGACCUAAAGGUUUUUAUAAUACAUCAUAAAAAGUGCCUGAUACGUAAUAUGUGAUAUUCAGGAGUUGAAACUGGGCGCAUUGCCCUUUAAUCACACCGUUACUUGAAGUGAUAUUUUGUCAAUAAUUUUACCAUGAAUAAACAAGAGAUUGAAGUUUCAUGGUAGUUUGUUUCUGUUUGGCUUUAAGUGACUUAUGGGCAAUGAGACUGCAAGAGAUAUGGAGACUGAAUCAGUAAAAUCAGAAAACAGUUCAAAAUCUAGACGAUCUAGGAGCCAUAGAGACAGGACAAGCAACUACAGACACCAUUCACAUAGGAGCACAAGAAGCAGUAAAUCUAGAAGAAACGACGAUAUGGCUCCUUUCCAGACAGCUGUUACUAUGACUCCUGACAAUAGAGAUGGACAGGAAGUGAUAGAGGUACAGAUCCUACCACAAGAUGACAACUGGGGUGAAAACACUACUGCCAUAACUGGAAACACAUCAGAGCAAUCAGGAUCAGCUGAAGACAUCUGCAACUGGCCUGGAGAACCUGAUACAGGUUUAGGUUUUGUGUGUCAGAGAUAUAUGGGUACAAGUAUAACUUAUAUUUUAUCUCUCGCUGCCUUUUUAAGUCCUAUAGCGAUGGUAUUACUGCCAAAGAUGGGUUUCUUUCCUGAUCUUUCUGCUAGAAUAGGUCUUGCUGAUAGCACAAAAUUGCUGGCUUGUGGUGCUGAAUGUAAAGGCCAGUUGGUGUCUCUGGCCUUCAAGAUGGUAAUUCUUGCAAUUGGUGCCUGGGCGGUGUUUCUCAGGAAACCGCAAGCAACACUGCCUAGAUUCUUUUUGUUUAGAGCAGGGAUUCUAGCUCUUUUAUUAGUGUGUACUUUUGCCUAUUGGCUAUUUUAUAUAGUUCAAGUGACUGAGACAGCCAGAGCAGCUACAACACCAGAAGAAACUGUAGAUUACAAAGCCUUGGUAGCUUAUGCAUCAAGCUUGACUGAUACUUUACUUUUUAUACAUUAUUUAGCUGUAGUUUUAGUAGAAAUAAGGCAUUUACAGCCAAUGUACUACAUUAAGAUUGUUAGGAGCCCAGAUGGAGCUAGCAGUGCAUAUGGUAUAGGCCAGUUAAGCAUUCAGAGGGCUGCUGUGUGGGUGCUUGAGAAGUAUUACACUGAAUUUCCCAUUUAUAAUCCUUAUUUAGAACGUAUACCAGUGUCAAAAUCUAGGAAAACAUCUUCGAGUUUUAAAUUUUAUGAAGUAGAUGGCAUUAAUUCUUCUCAAAUUCAACAGUCCCAGUCCAGAGCUAUGUUAGCUGCUCAUGCUAGACGACGUGACUCAAGUCAUAAUGAACGUUUUUAUGAAGAACAUGAGUAUGACAGGAGAGUUAAAAAGCGCAGGGCAAGACUUAUUACUGCUGCCGAAGAGGCUUUCACUCAUAUUAAACGUUUACACAAUGAUCAAGUAUCAUCCAUACCCAUGGACUCACACGAGGCUGCUCAAGCUAUUUUUCCUUCAAUGGCGAGAGCUUUACAGAAAUACUUGCGUGUUACAAGGCAACAGCCAAGACAUUCAGUGGAUAGCAUUUUGCACCACUUGGCUAAUUGCCUCAGCAAUGAUUUGACACCAAAGGCUUUUCUCGAACCAUAUCUAGUUUCUGAACCUGUGUUACAAAAUGACAAAGAAAAGAAAGAUGUACAAACUUGGGCUUUGAUUUGUGAAGAAAUCUUAACGAGACCCAUAGGUGAUGGUAUAUUUUUCCAGUUGAGACAGAAUGAUGUCUCUCUUCUGUGCAAUAUUAAAAAAAUACCUCACUUUAAUGUAACUGAGGAGGUUGUUGAUCCUAAAAGCAAUAAAUUUGUGCUAAGGUUGAAUUCAGAAACAUCUGUAUGACCAAUCGAGUACUCCAGGUCUUUUGAUAGGCUGAUAUGAUUUUUGCAUAUCUUGUUUGAGAGUAAUAAUGAAAUUAUCUAUAUUUUUGACAAAAUUUGAAAUGUAUUUGGUACCGUUUGUGGAUUUUUUUGAUUGAUGAUCAGUGAGAUUGAAGUGCCCUUUUUAACACUGAGUUUUAAAAGAGCUACUCCAGUCUUUAUACACAAAAAUUGACUUUUAAUUGAAGGUUUAAGGUAUCAUUAAAGAAUUGUACUAUAUGCGUGUAGUGGAUUAACAACAUUGUGACGUCAUGCAAUCAAUAUAAUUUAUAAAUAUAAACUAAUACUUAAAUGUAAAAGUCAAAGAAACAUAUUUUCUUUCAAUUUUAUUUUCAAAUUCGUUUUAAAAAAGAAUUCUAGCUUUCAUUUUUGUUUUACAUUUUUUGACAAAGAUUAUUUUAAAAUAGUGUGCUGCUAUCAUAACCAAGCUGUUGGGCGGUUAUCGUUUUCCAAAUUCACGGUUGACUUACUUGCCUCGAUCUUGUAGGCAUGUAGCCAUGCUUUUAGUUGAUAAUUCUGAGUUCUGGUUGUUUAAAACAACCAAUAUACUGUGAGAUCUAUUUUGCCAAAACCAAAUCAUAAACAACAUCAACACCCCGUGAAUGCAACAAUUGAUAAUAGAAAAAAAAAAAAGAAAAAAGGUCAGAUAUGGAAAACCUACAUAUUCAAAUGUUUUGAUGAUGAUCCAGACUCAAUAGAACAAUCAAAUGGCGAGUUAAAUGGGCUUGACAUACUUUUUUUUUUUAUUAUUUAAAACCUAAGCUGUGUCACAGUUGACCAAUUAUCAAUUCGUUUUAGACUUAAAUUACUAAAUCAUACAUAAGUUCUUCUUAACCAUAUGGUGUCCUCAUAUUUUAUCUAACGACUAAUAAUCUCACAUUUCUUGCAAUUUUUCCUUCAAUUCGCGGAUGGACCUGGCAGUAUGUUUUCUCAAAGCUUUUUUCAUUUCGCGCCACAUAGUCUCUAUCGGGGACAAGCCGGGACUGUUAGAAACCCAUUCCAGAAGUGGUAUGUCAUGGUUCUCAAUCCAUUUCAAACUCUUUUGAGUUAUGACAACCUGCGCCGUACUGUUGAAAGACAAAAUGUUUCGCUGAUAUUAAACGGUAUUUCAUAAUCGGUAAAAGAGAUUCUUCUAAAAUAUUCAAAUAUUUGUCUGUGUUUACAAUCCCAUCGAUAAAAUGCCACUUUCCUACACUUUACUUUAAUAAAUUUACACCAAAAAGUUUUUUUAACAAAAGUUUUACCGGCAGUACACUUAAGGUUUUCCUGAACAUAUAGUACAAUUCCUCCUGUAGAUCUUUUGGACGAAUUGCAACGUAUCACCUUAUACUCACACAAAGCAAUUUCAGAAUCUUCAAUUUCACUUGCAACUCGAGGACCACUAACCACUAUUAUUUUAAGACAAUAACACAGUAAACUUAACUUGAUUUGGUCCAUUUUGUUUAACAAGAUCUAUGCAUUUAACUAUAAAACAUCAAUAUUAAAUAAUAUACUAGGGCUACUUACUAGUUUUUUUUUAGAUAAAUUUAUUUUUUUUAGACUAUUAUAGGCUUAUUAUUAAUGAAUUUGAUUGUUUUUUUUCCAGGGAAAUUGUGACAUUCGACACUCUAAUUAAUCUUUUAUUUUUGACAAUAAUUUUAGCGUCUUCGGCCAUAUUUAAUACUACUUUAAUGGGUCUUGUUCUGUUAGCAAAUUUUCCCGAUCUAAAUAGUUUUAUAUCGCACCCUCAGUGCAAGACUGCAGUAACUCAAAAUUUUAUGAAAAUGAAGUAAUCAUGGAAUUAGAUUGUAAACAUGCAUAUCUAUCCCCUGUAAAACUUUAGUAACUUUCAAAUGCUUAACCGGCUAAAUAUUACAACAACAACAGUUUAACUAUUUUGCGUUUUUGUACAAGUUUCGUGCAAAACUGUUGUAAUUAUAAUUUAACAGAGUUACAACAGUUUUGCACGGAACAUAUCAAUGGUUUUGAUAACAAACAAUGAAAUCCACGAAAAAAGUAAGAUAUUUGUUAUUUUAAUAUCUAUAUCUGUAGUGUUUAAUUUUAAUAUACAGCGUGUCUAGGUAAUCCAUUAACGGCCGUGACAUUGUAUUUUCCAUAAAAUGUGUGCGAUGUCGUUUGACCAUUUAUUUAUUAGAUUGGAUUAAAAACACAUAAAACUAUUUACAGCCAAAAAGUAUUUUUUCUUAUGAAUGGAAAAACAGUUAUCUUAAAACUUGUAUACUGUAAACAAUACUGACAGUUUAAAAAUAUUUGUUCUCAGAAAACUCAUUUUAUUAAAACUAAAUCCUAAAUUGUAUUAAAUCUUCAUGUAACCUUCCGGGGCGAUUGUUUUAUCAUAUUGUCCCCCCGUAAUUCCCAACUUUUACUAAGGUAGUAAAUUUCAAUCCUUUUGUUAAUCACUGUACUCAAGGUAGCCUGAUUUGCAUAUUUUUAUUAUAUUCCUUUUGUUUUGAAUUUAAAUAAAUAAUAUUGACAGUUUUGCUAAUAAAAAAUGUAUCUACACUUUUUACAAUUUUCUCCGUGCAAAAGUGUUGUAACUUUGAAAUUCCUAAUUUUUUUUAGCAUUAAUAUUGUUUUAUUUAAAUUUCUAUGUUAAUACUAGUUUGGUCACAAAUUCAUCCUCAUCAUCAUCCUGAGGGUACAAACAUCACUCUCAGAAUUAUCAACUAAAAGCAUGUCUGUAUGCCUGAAAGAUCGAGGCCACCAACUGUCAAUUUGGAAAACAAUAACCGCCAACAACUUCGUUACAAAAACAGCACACUAUUUUAAAAUAAUCUUUUUUGAAAACGAUUUCCGGAGUGGAAACCUUAAGCCUGAAGUCACUACUGUAGUAGUCGUAAUAAUUAUUAAUUGUCAUGUAUGGUCUCAAUUACUGCGAUUUUUGUGUAUAAAGGCACAGUAGCAUAGUUUGAAUGUAUAGAUAUAAGAGAAUUCACCAAAGGACUGCUUUGGCACAAAAAGCGAUUUAAAUUAAGUACUUAAGUUUUUUCUAUCUUGAUAUUUUCUCUUGAUUUGAAUUUGAAUCUCUUUUUUGUUAGUUGUUUUGUGGCCACAAUGUACACUUGAAUUUGAAGUAACGCACAAAUUGUAUACCUCAAUUAGAUGAGAGUUUAUAAUUUUUAAACAAUCUUAAAAUAAUUGUAAUGGUUUUCUAAAUGUACUCUUAGCUGGUAAAUGAGUUCAUUUUUUGCUUAACUGAAAUUAUUAAUAAUCUUUACAAUGACUUGAUGUAAGUAGAAAAUACUUUACAAAUAUUGUUACACGUCAUGUCACUUGUCACUCAUGUCAACGUUAUUGUUUCAGUUGGCUAUUCUGAAAACUGUUAUUAAUUGUCGUCUGCAAUAAUGUAUGAUUAUAUAAUUUUGAGACAGAGCGACUCAAGAUGGACCAGAAAACUAAUUGACUGGCGCUCAAGAGAAUACAAACGCAGCAAAGGACGAUCACCAACACGCUGGAUGGACGACAUUAAACGGAUAUCCAAGAAAUGGCCACAAGACGCACAGAACCGUGAAGAGUGGCGAAAAAUGGAAGAGACCUCUGUUCAGCAGUGGUCAGAAGAGGUUGCAUGAUGAUGAUAUAAUUUUGAUUUGGUAAUAAAUUACUGAAGCCACCAGAACCAUUUACAGUGCCAUCUUGGGAUUAAUUUAAUAAUUAAAUUAGUUUGCGGAAAAUAACAUUACAGGUACCUACUUUACUGUCCGAAAGCGAUCUAUAUGAUAGACGAAUACAGUGUGGCCAGCAUAAAAAUAAAAAAACACUAAAUUUGACUUUAAAUUCACUAAGAAAAUCAACAGAAUUAAUAUUAAAGGUGGAGUAUGAUUAAUUAGCAAUAAAUUUGAUUGAAAACAUAGUGUUUAUUUGUAUGCCAAACAAACUUAAUUAAAUACUAAAAGUAAAGUAAGAACAUCCAUUUAGGUAGUAAUUUUUUGUACAUUUCAUUAUGAUUACUUAACGAUAUUUACUAUCUUUAAUGGGAUUUAAUUACAAUUACAGUUGACAAUACGUAUAUUUUGACGUUUCGAUUUUUACUUUGAAAAUCCUUGAGAGCGAUUCAAAAUAACCGACAUAAAUUUGAUAUGAAAACGUGUAAACUGUGUACAAUAGAUGGGACAGAAUUAGCGUGCUGUUUUAAAGAAGAUUCUAUUAUAACUAAGGGACAUUCACAUAAUUUUGUUAGUACAAAAAUCUUGAUAGGGAUAGAAAGAACUCUUUAUGCACAAUACCUCAAAUCUAAGGACGAAAAACUUUCUGUAAAAAUGCAAGGAUUCACAGUAAAAGGGUUCCUAAAAUAUUUAUAACAAACAAAAUCAAGACAAACGAAGU